AUGACAGCGAGCGUGGCUUGCUGCGUCUGCGGCGGCGGGGUGAACGGGUUUUCCACCACGACGGAGACGAGCUCUCGGACCACCAGCACCACGUCUUCGUACUGCGUGGACUGGAGGCCUGCUUCAGAAGACCACUGGUACGUCGGGAGCACGAGCCAGGACUGCGGCUACCUUGCGUACUUCUGCCAGGACAGCAUCGCAUCCGUGCCCAGCUUCGGGCAUACUGCCUCAGAGGCCUGCUGUUAUUGCGGCGGCGGGACGGGUUACACCUCCACGCAAAUCACGCUCACGAAUACUACCAGCAGCAGCACCUCGUUCACGAGCAGCACAACGGGUGUCACCGACACGUCCAGCUUUUCCUCUUCCACCACGUUCACGUCAUCAACUUCCUCUACGUCUACGACCACGCACUCGUCGACCACUGGCACCACUGCCUCCACUCUUACACGCUGUGAGGAUUGGGUUCCUCUGAUGGUCGGGCUUUCGGAGUCCGCGUGGUACGACUCCACGGGGCCAGCAUUCGGGUGCGAUUUUUACGAGGCGCACGGUCUUUGUGGCACGGGGGAGGACUUUGAGAAUUUCGAUCGGACGGCGGACGAGGCAUGCUGCGCGUGCGGCGGCGGGGUGAACAUCGCGUCGACCACCACCGGGACGUACACGACCACCACGCGGUGUGUCGACAUGGUCCCCGCCGGAGCAGGAGGCUACUGGUACGAUUCCAGGGGGACACUGUACAAUUGCAGGUUCUAUGCCCAUGCCGACUUCUGCACCAGCGAGGGCGCCCUGUAUCCAAAUUUCGGGUACACAGCACAGGAGGUCUGCUGCGUGUGCAGCGGCGGCACUGGCAAGACCGCGACCAACACGACGUCCACCGGGAGCUCAACGUCCACGGCCAUCACAAUCACUGCAACGAUCACAUCCACCUCCAGCCACACGGUCACCACUUCUGGCUCCACGACGUCGAUGACGGUAACGUCGACGACGGGGAGCGUCACGUCGUCGGCCAGCGCAACCACUUCCAGCCGUACUUCGUCAACCCUCAGCUUGUCGAGCUCGACCAGCGUUACUGCCGUGUCCAGCACGUCCAGUCGGUCCAACACGUCCACGAGCACGUCGGCCACAACCUCGUCGACCUCGGGCACGCUGACGACUCUGGCUCUCUGCGCUGAUUACGUUCCCGAGGAUGCGGACAAGUGGUACGACUCGCUCGGGGCGGAGUACGACUGCAAAUGGUAUGCCACCGAUGGUGGCGGUGACUACUGUGGAGAGUUUGGCUCGGUGCAGAGCCUGAACUUCAACAGGACAGCACGCGAGGCCUGCUGCGCGUGCGGUGGCGGGGUCCGCUACACGCAGACUACCACGGUCACGAGAACCUCGACCACCGAGUGCUUCGAUUGGCAGCCGAGCCCUCAGGUCGAGAAAGCAAACUUGGCAGGCCCGUGA
Messenger RNA from Prorocentrum cordatum, 1443 nucleotides. The record is from the annotation of a GenBank genome assembly. Lineage: Eukaryota; Dinophyceae; Prorocentrales; Prorocentraceae.